AUGUCCCUCCUAGCAGCCAAUCUUGCGACAGAGACGCUCUGCCGCGCUUCAUCGCCUUCGAUAAAUGUGGAAAUGCUACCACCGUCCAUCAAUACGGGACAUGCAGAGUCCGACGGGAGUUCACAUGCAGACCAAGGGAAAAGGAAACCAAAAGAUGCCUUCGAGCCUCUCUCCCCCAAGCGCCCGAAGUUGAUCGGACCGUUUAUUGAUGAGGAUGAUUCUGAGAGUGAGGACGAUGGAAAUCCAUUUGCCUCCCGUGGGCCAAAACCUGGACUGCAGGAUGAAGUCUCCAAUUCAGCAUCAUCAAAUACAGCAUUGAACACAAGCCCUCCGAGUCCAAAUACAAGAACACCGUCCGUGCUCAGUAGUAUCAGCGAGAAUGGAAAUGCGAACCAAACUCCGUCUACCAAUUCGACCGAAUCCUCAUUUGAAACCCUUGAAAACGCAAAGCCGAGCAAAAAAUCCCUCUUUACACCAUUGGUACAUCAUAAUUCACAAAAACUGGCCAAAAGUUACUACUCCAUCCAGACAUGUUCAGAUAGAAUCGUGAAUGUCCAAACUAGGGAAGUGGCUUCGUCGAUUCCUUAUGAGCAAAUAAUUGCGGAGCGUUCAACUACAGCUCCAGGGAGAGCACAAAAAAGCUACUACGGGAUUGACAUUCACAGAUUGCUGGACGACAUCACAGUUGAAGAUGCCCAAGAUCUUGCCUGUCGCUCACGGCUUCCUUCCCACCAACCCUCCACCGAAACAUCGAGUGCUAAUAAGACAAUUAAAGGAUCAACUCUUAUGUGGACAGAAAAAUAUCGCGCCAGGAAAUUUAAGGAUCUCGUUGGGGAUGAGAGGACUCAUCGAUCUGUUUUGCGCUGGCUUAAAUCAUGGGACGCUAUUGUAUUUCCCGGAUUGGCAAAACUAAAGCCCAAGAACACGACAGGGAAUGACGCUGGAGAACGCACCCACCGAAAAGUCUUAGUCCUAACAGGGCCUCCCGGACUAGGGAAAACCACUCUGGCUCAUGUAUGCGCAAGACAGGCAGGAUACGAAGUGUUGGAGAUAAAUGCCAGUGACGAAAGAAGUCGCGAUAUUGUCAAGGGUAGAAUUCGAGAUGCGGUGGGUACUGAAAAUGUGAAAGGUAUCAGCGUUGAAGCCGAUGGUAAAAGGAUUCGGAAAGCUGGCAAGCCUGUUUGCGUCGUUGUCGAUGAAGUCGAUGGGGUAGUUGGUGGUUCAGGUGGUAGCGGCGAGGGAGGUUUCAUGAAGGCACUGAUCGACCUCGUGAUGUUGGACCGAAAGAACUCCCAUUCCACCUCAGAAUCUGCUUCGAUUCACAAAAGGAGAUAUAAAAAAGGAGAUAAAUUCCUCCUCCUUCGGCCUCUAAUUCUUAUAUGCAAUGAUGUUUACCACCCUAGUCUCCGUCCAUUACGAACGUCCUCCAUCGCUGAAAUUCUCCAUGUUCGACAAGCAUCUCUAGACAAAGUGGUCUUGCGAAUGAAGACUGUAUUCGAGAGAGAGGGCAUCCCCUGUGAUGGAGACGGAGUGAGACGCCUUUGCGAAGCCUCAUGGGGCCUGAGUAGUAGCAGAGACCGUAAUACCAACAAUCGCGGUAUUGGAGAGGGUGAUAUCAGACGCGUCUUAGUAGCUGGAGAAUGGAUAGCACAAAAGCUUCGAGCGACCAGCCCAACUUCAGAUAUCAGACUUACAAGGAGAUGGGUCGAGCAACACAUCUCAAUCGACUCUGUAAGAGAUGGAGGGUCAUCGCGGGCGUUAGGACGGGGCGGAACGAAAGAUAUUGUUGAGCGUGUUUUCCUUGAUGGAGCAGGUUUCCCAGAUGUACCUAUCUCUGCCCAAACCUUCCAAGAUCCCUUCUCUGGCGGUAAUGUAAAAACUCCUGUUGGAAUCUCCAACUUUCGCAAACGUCAUGCAAUUACCCGCCUGAGGGAAAUGGUUGACGCUGCAGGAGAAUAUGACCGCUGCAUCACGGACUGUUUUACCGCUUACCCAACACAAGCAUAUCAAGACGAUACUAUUCUCUCCAAACCUAAUGCAGCCUACGAAUGGCUUCAUUUCCAUGACAUGAUAUCCUCCAAAGUCUACACGAAUCAAGACUGGGAACUCAACCCAUACUUAAGCCAGUCAGUUGUGGCAUUUCAUCACUUGUUUGCCUCCUCCAACCGAAGACCCGGGGACGGCGACAAAAACCUGGUGAACAUCGAAGAGGAUGGAGAGGAACACCCGUUGUCAGGUCCAAGAGCAGAUUUUGCAGCCUUUGAGGCGCAGAAGCACAACCAUGCUACAAUAACCGAGUUCCAGUCGAGGUUUUCCCCAGCCCUUCUGCGCACAUUCCGCUCCACUGAAUCAAUUAUCACAGAGCUCAUCCCGAAUCUUACCAGAAUGUUAGCUCCAGGGAUAAAACCGGUGAUUGUUGGUGGAAGUGGGGGUCAGAGGAGUGUCGCCAGUGUGCGAAAAGAAAGCGAGCGUGCACUUGUAAGUUUGUCAGUCAGAGUAAUGAGUGGCAUAGGGGUAAAAUUUGAGCAUGCAAGGAUUGAGAGCGAAACUGGUUUCCACAAUGGUUGGAUUUACAGGAUGGAACCACCCCUUGACACAUUAACCACAUUUUCCAACCUGAAGGGCGUCGGAUCAUCAGCACCGGUCCGUUAUGCCGUCCGCCAAGUUCUUCAGCAAGAAUAUGAAAAGGAUAUCCUCCGCCAGCGGUCCAAAGCUGGGCAAGCAAGAAUGACCGGACCGAAAGGCGGCAAUCAAUCCCACGAGGACUAUAAUUAUCCCAAAGAGAACGGCCCAAGUGGUGUAGCAUCUUCCAUAUUGGCUGCCAGAUUAAAUGGACCUAAACUUGAUUUCUUUGGGCGGGUGAUCGCGAACGAAGCACAACCCAAUUCAAUAGGUCCUAGCAACGGCGUUCCCACUAAGCCUCCAGCGCCGGCAGAGCAUGAACAAGCGUGGGUUAGUUUUCAUGAGGGGUUUUCUAAUGCGGUUAGGAAACAGGUGACGCUGAGCGAGUUCCUAUCAGGGUUAUAA
This is a messenger RNA of Paracoccidioides brasiliensis Pb18, 3027 nucleotides long. RefSeq lists its product as uncharacterized. The record is from RefSeq and is a predicted model, not a curated record. Gene Ontology annotation, cellular component: nucleus. Bases 1 to 3027 code for a protein of 1008 amino acids. Gene Ontology annotation, molecular function: DNA binding; ATP hydrolysis activity; ATP binding. The transcript is spliced from 2 exons.